AUGGCGCCCCGGAAAGCGAAGACGCAGCGGAAGCAGGCGCAGGCACGUCAACACACGGCGUCGCGGAUCUCCUCGGUUGUGCGGUACGGCCUGGCGACCGUCGCCGCCGCUGUGGCCCUUGGAUGGGGCGCGAGGCGCUGGUACAUCGACAACCCCAUCGGCCUCUCGCACUAUGCAGCGUCGACGGUCGAUUGGGAAGCCCGCCGGGAAGCAGUGAAGGAGGCGUUUGCCACGAGCUGGCAGGCUUAUACGCAGUUUGCCUGGGGUCAGGACCGGUACCACCCUGUCACGGCCAAGGGCUCGCAGAUGAGCCCGCGCGGGCUCGGCUGGAUCAUCGUCGACAGCCUCGACACCAUGAUGGUCAUGAACCUGACGGGGCCGCUAGCCGAGUCGCGCAAGUGGCUGCACCGGAGCCUGUCGUACGACCAGGACCAGGACGUCAACACGUUCGAGACCACCAUCCGCAUGCUCGGCGGCCUGCUGGGCGCGCACUACCUGGCGGGGCGCCUCCCCGACGUGGCCUCGCGCCGCGACGGCGUCUACCUGGCCAAGGCGGUCGAACUGGCCGACCGGCUGCUCGCCGCGUACGAGUCGCGCUCCGGCAUCCCGUACGCGAGCGUGCACCUCUGUCGGAGGAAGGGCCUGCCUUCGCACGCCGACGGCGGCGCGUCGUCCACGGCUGAGGCGGCCACGGUGCAGCUCGAGAUGAAGUACCUGUCGCACGUCACGGGCGACGAGCGCUACUGGCGCAAGGCGGAAAAAGUGAUGCAAGUGCUGGACGCCAACGCUGCGGAGGCCGGCUUGCUGCCCAUCUUUGUCCACCCGGAGACCGGCCGGUUCACAACGUCGGAGAUCCGCCUGGGCAGCCGGGGCGACUCGUACUACGAGUACCUCAUCAAGCAAUACCUGCAGACAUCAGGCCAGGAGCCGGUCUACCUCGACAUGUGGGAGGAGGCGCUGGCGGGGAUCCAGACGCACCUGGUGACGACGACGCGCAAGGCGGGGCUCAAGAUCGUGGCCGAGCUGCCGCGGGGCAUCGGCGGCGCGCUGUCGCCCAAGAUGGACCACCUGGUGUGCUUCCUGCCGGGGGCGAUCGCGCUCGGCGCCACGGGCGGGCACACGGUGGCCGAGGCGCGCGCCCGGCCGGACGGCUUCUGGACCGCGCGGAAGGAGCAGCAGAUGCAGCUCGCGCGGGAGCUCACCAAGACGUGCUGGGGCAUGUACGCGGUGACGCAGACGGGGCUCGCACCCGAGAUCGCCUGGUUCGACGCGGCCGAGGAGGACCUCCGGCCGCGGCCGGGCGACCGGCAGCAGCGGCGCACGCGCGACUCGCUGGCCGCGUGGAGGGACGACUUCGUGGUCAAGCCGCUCGACGCGCACAACCUGCAGCGGCCCGAGACGGUCGAGAGCCUGUUCGUCAUGUGGCGCGUCACCGAGGACCCGCUGUACCGUGAGUGGGGGUGGAAGAUCUUCCGGGCGUUCCAGCGCUGGACCAACGCCGGGCUGGACAAGGGCUACACGUCGGUCAACGACGUGAACAAGAUCCCGCCGCCGUUCCGGGACAACAUGGAGAGCUUCUGGCUGGCCGAAACGCUCAAGUACCUGUACCUGCUCUUCUCGCCGACCGACUUCCUACCUCUGCACGAGGUUGUGUUCAACACCGAGGCGCACAUCUUUCCGCGCUUCAAGAGCAAAUGGAAGACGGGGUGGACGCGGAGCCGGUAA
Thermothielavioides terrestris NRRL 8126 is the source of this 1725-nucleotide messenger RNA. RefSeq names its product glycoside hydrolase family 47 protein. The record is from RefSeq and is a predicted model, not a curated record. Gene Ontology annotation, molecular function: mannosyl-oligosaccharide 1,2-alpha-mannosidase activity; calcium ion binding. The transcript is spliced from 4 exons. The coding region runs from base 1 to 1725 and encodes 574 amino acids. Gene Ontology annotation, biological process: N-glycan processing; carbohydrate metabolic process. Gene Ontology annotation, cellular component: endoplasmic reticulum; membrane. NCBI's taxonomy places the organism in Eukaryota, Fungi, Ascomycota, Sordariomycetes, Sordariales, Chaetomiaceae.